GGGCAGAGAGAAGGAGUGAAGGAGGUUUACCGAAGUAAUGCAGUUUACAUCUGCUCUACUUUUGCUUCUGCUUCUGCCAAUGGGAGUGCAGCUGGGGUGGGGUUGGCUGGGCCCAGUGGCCAAUGGCAGGACAGGGAGUAGAUUUGAAGGGCUGCAGGGUUGGGUGGAUGCACAGGCACAGAGCUCAGGCAGUGUUUGGUGAAGGAAUAGAAGCUGAAAGGGAGAAACACACACCAGUAAAACAGGACACAGCCUGGGAGGCUGUAGUGAAAGCCAUGGCCACUGUCCGGAACAGAGAUCAUGAAUCCAGAGGCAUCACACAGGGGGGGAAGAUAUCCCAGGAGACAUUUAUAGACAGUUAUGACCCAAGUGUCCUUCGAAGGGUGCAAUACAUGCUCUAUGAAAUCAAGUGGAGCAAUAGCGAAAGGCCCUUGCAGAGCUGUUGCCAUAGCACUCAAACGGAGCAUGCUGAAAUCUACUUCCUGGAAGAUGUCUUUCAGAAGCAAAGAUCUGAUCCUUCUGACCACUGCUCCAUCACCUGGUACAUGUCCUGGAGUCCCUGUGGGGACUGCUGCAAGCAAAUCAGAGAUUUCCUGAAGGCCCAGCCUAAUGUGAAUCUAGUUAUUUAUGUAGCACGGAUCUACUGGCACAAAAGGGAAAUCAAUCGUCAGGGUCUACGGAGCCUGAUGAACAUCGGAGUGUCCAUCCGAGUCAUGGACCUCCCAGUUUAUAGCUACUGUUGGAGAACAUUUGUCGACGGUGAGGACAAGUAUGAAGAUUAUUGGCCCAGGCACUUUGCUCCAUGGAUAAUGCUAUAUUCUCUCGAACUCCAGUCCAUCCUUCAGCAGAACAUUCCCUCUUGCUUAAAGAUUUCAUCAUUUAAGAACCAGGCUCCAGCUUUCAGCCUACGUGUAGGUGAGAAACAGAAAAGAGCACUCGCAUCAGCCAAUCCCUAUUACUGGGAGCAGCAGCCAGCACUGGAGGGCGGGAGAAGCAGUGGCCUGAAGGCAGAGCUGGGCUGGAACCCGGCAGCAGCAGCAGCAGCAUCUGGGGAGCAGGCGCGGGAGCAGCCCAGCCACGCCGAGCUGAGUGGUGACGGGGGGAGCUGCAGGCCCAGAGCUGGGGAGCAGCCGCUUGCUGUGCCCCAAGUGACACCGGAGCCGGGAAUAGAAGCUGAAAGGGAGAAACACACACCAGUAAAACAGGACACAGCCUGGGAGGCUGUAGUGAAAGCCAUGGCCACUGGCUGGAACAGAGAUCAUGUAUCCAGAGGCAUCACACAGGGGUGGAAGAUAAGCCAGGAGGAUUUUGUGGAGAAUUAUGACCCAAGUGUCCUUCCAAGUGUGACUUACCUUCUCUAUGAAAUCAAGUGGAACCAUCGCAGAAGGACCUGGCAAAGAUGGAUCUGUAGUGCUGGCGGUGAGCAUGCUGAAACGUACUUCCUGAAAGAUGUCUAUAGAAAGCUAAGAUCUAAUCCUUUUGUCCACUGCUCCAUCACCUGUUACAUAUCCUGGAGUCCCUGUGGGUACUGCUGCCAGGAGAUCAUGGAUUUUCUAGAGAAAAUGCCUAAUUUGAAUCUAGUCAUUUAUGUAGCACGGCUCUACUGGCACAAAGAGGAAACCAAUCGUGAGGGUCUGUGGAACCUGGAGAAUAUUGGAGUGUCCAUCCAAGUCAUGGAUCUCCCAGAUUAUAACUACUGUUGGACAACAUUUGUUGACGAUGAGGACAAGUAUGAAGAUGAAGAUGAUUAUUGGCCCAGGCACUUUUCUCCAUGGAUAAUGCUAUAUUCUCUCGAACUCCAGUCCAUCCUUCAGAACAUUCCCUCUUGCUUAGAGAUUUCAUCAGAUGAGAACUAUACUCCAGUUUUCAGCCUAUGUGUAGAAGAUGAGGAACAGAAAAGAGCACUCACAUCAGCCAGUCCCUAUUAGCUGCCAGUAUCCUGGCCUGGGCAGCCAACCAGUCUCUGGAAGCCAUGAGUGUCUUGAACCAGGCCAUCAACUGCUAAGCAACAGAAACCAGUUGACAGGAAACAUCACCCACAUUAAAACUCCACAAUUUGGGGAGGGGAAGAGGAUGCAGCCAGAAUGGGUGCAACAGAGUGACUGCUUUGCUAACACAGCGUGUUUUCUCAGUUGGUGGGUUACUCUUGCAUGAGCUGAUAGAACAGUAGCUCUCAAACUUUUAUACUGGUGACCCCUUUCACACAGCAAGCCUCUGAGUGCGACCCCCCUUAUACAUUAAAAACACUUGUUUAUAUAUUUAAUACCAUUAUAAAUGCUGGAGGCAAAGUGAGGUUUGGGGUGGAGAUUGACAGCUCGCAACCCCCCCAUGUAAUAAACUCACGACACCCUGAGGGGUCCCAACCCCCAGUUUGAGAACCCCUGUGACAGAACAUUAGAAUGUUUAAUCAUUUCAGUUUAGCCAUUUCCUUGCAAUUGCUUCAGCUUGUAGCCUUUUGAAAAGUGAAUCACGUUUAAUGCUGUACAGUGACUGGGUCGUGUUAGCACCUGUGACUCAGUGUACGGGUUUAUUCCAUCACAGUUAACACAAGAGUAUCUUGCUUAUUCUGCAGCCACUGCUGUUUACCAAAUGAACAUAAAAUAUAUGCUUUGCUUUGUGUAAGCAGUUCAUAAGGAACUAACUCAUUAUGCAUUUACAUAGAGAGACCUUAGAGAGGAUUUAUUUUCUGAGGUUAUUUCUUUGAAUUAUGUUUCUCUUGUAGCUUUCUAGAUUUUAUUGUGUGUCAUUUGUCAACAUAACAUUUGAAUAAAAUAUCUAUAAGGAA
This is a messenger RNA of Mauremys reevesii (Reeves's turtle), 2785 nucleotides long. RefSeq lists its product as uncharacterized. The transcript is spliced from 12 exons. Gene Ontology annotation, molecular function: RNA binding; cytidine deaminase activity; zinc ion binding. NCBI's taxonomy places the organism in Eukaryota, Metazoa, Chordata, Testudines, Geoemydidae. The record is from RefSeq and is a predicted model, not a curated record. Gene Ontology annotation, cellular component: cytoplasm; nucleus. The coding region runs from base 123 to 1928 and encodes 601 amino acids. Gene Ontology annotation, biological process: cytidine to uridine editing.